AUGGCGGAAUUCGUGCGGGCCCAGAUCUUUGGGACGACCUUCGAGAUCACUAGCAGGUAUACGGACCUGCAGCCGGUGGGCAUGGGAGCUUUCGGUCUCGUCUGUUCAGCCAGAGACCAAUUGACCCAGCAGCCCGUGGCCGUCAAGAAGAUCAUGAAGCCGUUCAGCACACCGGUUCUUUCGAAGCGGACAUAUCGAGAACUCAAACUAUUGAAACAUCUGCGACAUGAAAAUGUCAGUCGUGCAAUCUCCGCGCAAACGGUGGCCUGUUAUCAGCUUGAGCGAUAUCUUCAUCUCCCCUCUCGAGGACAUGUAAGUUUCCCCGAUCGGUUCCUGCCCUGGGUGUGUUUGAAUCCCCGAUUGACGGAUGAUAGUUACUUCGUUACGGAGCUCCUGGGCACCGACCUUCAUAGACUUCUCACAUCGAGACCGCUCGAGAAACAGUUUAUCCAGUACUUCCUGUACCAGAUCCUGCGAGGUUUGAAAUACGUCCAUUCCGCCGGUGUGGUGCACCGUGACCUCAAACCCAGCAACAUCCUCAUCAACGAGAACUGUGAUCUCAAGAUCUGCGAUUUUGGUCUGGCGCGGAUCCAAGAUCCGCAGAUGACCGGCUACGUUUCCACGCGAUACUACCGUGCCCCGGAGAUCAUGCUCACGUGGCAGAAGUACGACGUCGAAGUCGACAUCUGGAGUGCGGGCUGCAUCUUCGCAGAGAUGCUCGAUGGCAAGCCCCUCUUCCCCGGAAAGGACCAUGUCAACCAGUUCUCCAUCAUCACCGAGCUUCUCGGUACCCCACCUGACGAUGUGAUCAAGACGAUCUGCAGUGAGAAUACUCUGCGAUUCGUCCAGUCCCUGCCCAAGCGGGAACGACAGCCGCUGGCCAACAAGUUCAAGAACGCUGACCCAUCAGCCGUCGACCUCCUGGAGAGGAUGCUGGUCUUCGACCCCAAGAAGCGAGUGAGCGCGACGGAUGCUCUUGCACACGAAUAUCUAGCCCCCUACCACGAUCCUACCGACGAGCCUGUCGCCGAAGAGAAAUUCGACUGGUCUUUCAACGAUGCUGAUCUGCCAGUUGACACAUGGAAGAUCAUGAUGUACUCGGAGAUCCUCGACUACCACAACAUUGACCAGACCGGCCUCGACGCAGGCCAAGUUCCACCCGAACCUGUGGACCCCACCGCCCCAGUGGUAUAGCUUGCGAAUGGGAUUUCUGCAGAUACGGUGGGUUGAAGGCAGUUGUUGGUGUUGAUGGAUAACGAUUCCCGUUGUAUACACGGGAUCCUGCUUCUCUUGUCCAUGUAGCGUCUAACAUCUACAGUGGGCACGGGGACUUUUGACGAGUUCUUUCCCGCCUCCACAUGUUGGUCUUCGGUGGUCGCUUCAUUUUUUACGGCGUGUUCAGACUCAGGCGGCGAUGCGGGUUAUCUACUUCUCAGAUCCUUCAACGUCGAUACACGUACACGGUAUAUGGAUCUCCUUCGUUUCUUUUUUUGGUCGCGGAAAAGCGGGAUGAAUAGGAUCAAGCUUCGUCGGAAUCUACAGUUUACGUGGCACGUUUCGAAUUUCAAGACUGAUGCAGUAGACGAUGUUAGAGCAGAAGAGAG
Paecilomyces variotii is the source of this 1604-nucleotide messenger RNA. Its product is annotated as mitogen-activated protein kinase HOG1. The record is from RefSeq and is a predicted model, not a curated record. Lineage: Eukaryota; Fungi; Ascomycota; Eurotiomycetes; Eurotiales; Thermoascaceae. Gene Ontology annotation, cellular component: cytoplasm; nucleus. Gene Ontology annotation, molecular function: ATP binding; MAP kinase activity. Gene Ontology annotation, biological process: protein phosphorylation; stress-activated MAPK cascade; osmosensory signaling pathway. Bases 1 to 1194 code for a protein of 397 amino acids. The transcript is spliced from 8 exons.